AUGUGACACUCCCCCAUUGCAUUAGAAACAGCCAAAGAAAACUUUCUUCUUUCUUCUACAAUCGUCUCUAUUCUAAGUUCUACUAGCCUAGUCUAUUUCAUUAUAUUGCCUUCGAUUUUCAACAUGCCCGGACAGGACGAGAUCUUUCUUCGUGCAUGGCGUGUUGAGGAUGAAGACUCUAUGGCUCAGUUCGACAGGCGCACAAAUGCUAUUUUGGCAAAAUCAAGGAGACGCGUCCCUAUGAAUGAGAGAUGCCGAAGGAUAUUGCUAAACCACCUCGACUGGUCUAGCAGGAGCCUAUCGCCCUUUAUUUCAGUAACAAAGAACAAAGCCUGGGCGUUCCGUGAAGCUCAGCGCCGGAUUUUGCAAGGAAAGACCGAUGUUGUUGUGCACGAGAUACGCGUCUCGAAGAGUCGUCUGCGCAGAUAUGAGAGGAGCGGGAAAGAGCUUGUGUACGGGCGCACCUUGACUUGGUUGCGUAGGGCCUGUACUGACCUUCCUGAAUGUGCCAAUUACGAAUCCACUGACUACGAAUCCCUUUUCCGGCAUCAAAUCCCGGGGAUAUUCAUCGUGAAGUCACUUAGGAUGUCAUAGGAAGAGGGGGAGAUGUUUGCUUCGCAGAAUCAAGCGAUUCGAGGUACCAAGGCUACGAUGUUGCGUUUGACUCGUUGAAACUGAAAAACAAGCGGAGGAGAUGGUUGGGCUUGACGGCGAUUUCUUGUUCCAGAAAAACCCUAUCCGUCCGGGAAUUCGAUUCGAGGCAGUAUGCUAUGCGCACUGCUCUCUUUUGGCUUUUGGACAGGUCGGGGAGAUGAAGCAAUAGUUACCCUGAAUUUCAAUGUUGGAUAUCACUAUCAAGAGAACCUUGUCUAAAAGUGUGGCCAC
This is a messenger RNA of Aspergillus candidus, 885 nucleotides long. RefSeq lists its product as uncharacterized. The coding region runs from base 124 to 594 and encodes 156 amino acids. The transcript has a single exon. The record is from RefSeq and is a predicted model, not a curated record. NCBI's taxonomy places the organism in Eukaryota, Fungi, Ascomycota, Eurotiomycetes, Eurotiales, Aspergillaceae.